Messenger RNA from Myxocyprinus asiaticus (Chinese sucker), 8831 nucleotides. RefSeq names its product ATR serine/threonine kinase (gene atr). Gene Ontology annotation, cellular component: nucleus. The transcript has 47 exons. The record is from RefSeq and is a predicted model, not a curated record. Gene Ontology annotation, molecular function: protein binding; protein serine/threonine kinase activity. Lineage: Eukaryota; Metazoa; Chordata; Actinopteri; Cypriniformes; Catostomidae. Gene Ontology annotation, biological process: telomere maintenance; DNA damage checkpoint signaling; protein phosphorylation. The coding region runs from base 178 to 8085 and encodes 2635 amino acids.
CAUGUCGCUUGCCGUACAUGAGCUCCAACGAGUGAAAAUAGUUUUGAAAGUGAGGCGAAUGUGAGAGGAGAAGAUGGACAGACUACUGAGUUAAUUUGUCUAAAUGUUUUAUAAGGCAAAUUACGUCUAAGUUCAGUUUUAUUUUGUAAACAAUAAAACCUCAUUUGCGUAGUAAAGAUGGAGCAGGGACUGGAGAUGUCAGCAAUGAUUCCAGCAUUGCAAGAUCUAGCCAGUGCUAGUUCGGUUGAGUACAACCAGGCCGUGCAGAAACCUCGUCAGAUUCUGUGUCAGUUCAUUGACAGAAUUCUGACUGAUGUUGAUGUCGUUGCUCUGGAGUUGUGUAAGAAGACCAGUACUGAACCAGCAUGUGUCAUGCUUCUGGACUUUGUGCAGCACAUCAUUAAAUCCUCUUCACUGAUGUUCUUAAACCCAGCAUGUCUUUCAGAUAACUUCAAAAACACAGAAAACAGCUCUACUGAUUUCAGUAGAUGGAUCAUCAACCGCCUCUUGCGAAUUGCUGCUAGCCCAGAGUGUGAGGAUCUUCACAUGAAGAUCUCCUCAGUCAUUUGUUCUUUGCUACAUCUUUUCAGAGCCAAGGGUCCAGUCAUAUUUGGUCUGUUUUCAACAGAGCUGAUUCAUUUAAUGCAAGAUCUAGUGCAUAAGAAUCUCGUUGUCAGACGAGAAUGGCCAGUGGCGGUGGAAUGCUUCUCCAUCACGUCUACAGAAGCUGUUGUUUACCUGACUCCAACUGUCCUUCAGCUGUCCUCAAGUGCCUCAGCACAGGCAUUGUUAGUAACUUCAUUAACAGUUCUGACAGAUAUUCUGCAAGGUAUCUUCUUCCUGAGAGAAGUGGGCAUCAUUUGGGACACUACUUGUCUGAUCAUGUCCAAUGGGAGCCCAAAGCUCAAAGCAGUGUCCAUGGUGCUUUUAAUUCGCAUUGUGACUCUGGGAGGUUUCCCUGAAGACCAUUCACAGCCAUUUUUCUCUGCUUAUUUACAUCUUCUGGACUCCUUGCCUGCUUGUGAGGUGUCAGAUCUCCGUGUCUAUGCCAAGGAGUUCCAGAGUCUCUCCCAGUGUGUUUUCCAGCCAGAGCAAGGUGCUCAUGUCAAGUUUGAAAGAGUCCACCUAAACAUGCUGAUGGAGAGGCUUGAGAACCUGGUGGUUGGUGGGAUUCUUGAGCAGUUGAAGGUGAUGGAGGUGAAGGCUACACUUUGUGAUGUCUUCUGCUUCAUCCUGGGCUUUGUUCCCCCUGGAUAUGAGUGUGCGGUGCAGAUCCGAAAAAAGAAAGUCACAGCAAUUUGCAAAGCUCUGAUUAAGACCAUUGGAACUCGAGGACAGCAGGAGCAGAGUGUGGAAGGUUACCUGUACAGUGCCUUAAAGACAGAGGCCUUCGCUGCACUACAGGACACACUGUCCAGUGUUUCUGAGCUGGCUGAUCCUAGUAUGUAUAAAGAGGAGGUUCCAGCCAAACGACCAAACCUCUCUCUUCCAACCCAGCUGAGGAGCGGGGACAAAACCCAGCCUAUGCAGGUGGAUAUGAAGAGCAGAAGUGAGGUGUGGGCUGCUGUAGACAGUCGUCUGGAGGACUUGCUAACCCAGCUAAGGGACCACAAAUUGGCCCAGUGUGUGAGCAUCGUACAAGGACUGGCAGUUAUCUUCCACUUGGCUGCACUCUGCUCCAAGCAUUGUCUGAAUGCCACACAGAGUGGCAGUGGAGAGAAGACAUCAGAGACCUCGGAUGCAGUGCAGUUGGUUUGGUUAAAGCCUCGGAUUUUGGCUCAGGUAGUGGAAAGCUGUCGCACUGUGAUGGCCAAUACCUCUAAUGAGGAAGAGCUGGAGCCUCUGAUAGAGGGUACUGUCAGGAUCCUUGAUGCUGUCCUUUACAUUAACGCCAAUAGCCAGGGUGACACAAGUCUAUACAGGAAUCUUUGUGCACUGUUGUCGAUUCCAUGGGUGCUUGAGCAUUCUUCACAAGCUGCUUAUCAGACAGCCUCUUUCCCUGCAAGUCUGAUUGCCCUCUCCCAGAAACUUGCUCGUGGCUACUCUGCACAGACUCGAGCACACUGUGUUUUCCUGCUCUCUCUACUGUCGAAGAGUGUGUGUGGUGACUGGCGGUCGUCUGUGUACCGCUGGGCUCUUCAGAGUAAGACCGAAGCUGAACGGGCCAAUGCUGUUCGGGGCUUCCCCCUGCUGUUGCACCACCUGGGUGUCAAAUCCUACAGCCUCAUCCACGAGGUCCUUCUGAACAGACUUCAGGACAGCUCAACACAAGUAAAGAUAGAGCUGGCUGGCAUUACAGGUCAACUGGCCUGCUGUUUGUCUGAGAGCUCGCAGCUGCAGUUUCCUCAGGAGAUGAUGCCACCCCGUGAGCUGCUCUGUAAUGGUCUCAGCAUUUCAGACUCCCAUCUCAGCCAAACAUCCUUCAUCGGUGCCUCCAUUCUCACCCCAUUUCUGCUGCUGCUCAAAACUGGGGAGGACAUGAAGGUGAAGAAAGCCUUUAUCAGGAACAUACGACACUUGUUCAAGCAUGUGGAUCUGGGUAACAGUGACCCUGAUACAAAAGCUCUGGUCAGUGCACUGGUCAACCUCAUUGAAGACCCAGACCAGGAAGUACGCACAAUGUUCGGCCAAAACAUCAAGAAUCUUCUAGAGUUUUGGAAUGGAAAUGGCUUUUUGAAGGAGCUCCUUGUGUCCAGACUGAAAGAAGCUUAUACAAAUGCGAAGACUUCCAGAAACAAUGAACUCAAAAACACACUGAUAUUUACCACUGGAGAAAUCGGGAGAGCUGCUGAAGGGAACCUGGUGUCUUUUGCUCUGCUUCGCCUCCUGCACUGCCUGCUCUCAAAGUCUACUCAGGUUUCAGUAGCAGCCUACACAGAGAUUCAGGCAUUGGCCACCUGUAGAGACCUAAAACUGCAAUCCUUCUUCAACCAGUACAGGAACCCAAUUUGCCAGUUUUUGGUGGAAUCCUUGCACUCACGACAUGUAACGGCUCUCCGGUGCACGCCAGAUCAGAGCAAUGAGGCUCUGCAGGAGGAGGCGGCUCAUCAGCGAGAACUGGCACUGGACAUCCUUUCUCAUGUGGCACAUGUCUUUGAUUUCCCUGACCUGAACCGUUUCCUCAAUCGGACUUUACAGGUCCUUCUUCCCUUCUUGGCAGCCAAGGCCAGUACCACUGCCUCUGCCCUUAUUCGCACCAUUGCAAAGCAGCUGAAUGUCAACCGCAGGGAAAUGCUCAUCAAUAACUUCAAGUUCAUUUUCUCCCACCUCGUGUGUUCCUGUACCAAGGAGGAGCUGGAGAGAGCCUUUCAUUACCUUAAGAAUGAGACAGAAAUUGAAUUGGGCAGUCUGCUCAGACAAGACUUCCAGGGUCUUCAUAAUGAACUGCUGCUGCGUUUAGGAGAACAUUACCAGCAGGUCUUUAAUGGACUUGCUAUUUUAGCUUCCUUCGCCUCCAGUGAUGACCCCUAUCAGGGACCCAGAGAAAUCACCACCCCUGGGCGCAUGGCUGAUUACCUGCAGCCCAAGCUCCUUGGCAUCCUGGCCUUCUUCAACAUGCAGCUGCUGAGCUCUAGUGCUGGAGAGAAGGAGAAAAAGAAAAUGGCUCUGAACAGUAUAAUGGCACUGAUGAAGCUAAUGGGUCCAAAGCACAUCAGCUUAGUGAGAGUGAAGAUGAUGACCACACUCAGAACUGGCCUGAGAUACAAGGAAGACUUCCCAGAACUCUGCUGCAGGACGUGGGACUGUUUUGUGCGCUGUCUUGAUCCGUCUUAUCUGGGGCCGCUCCUGAGUCAUGUAAUUGUUGCUCUAUUACCUCUCAUCUCCAUCCAGCCUAAAGAGACAGCGGUAAUCAUGCACUACCUCAUAGUAGAGAACAGGGAGGAAGUGCAGGACUUUCUUCAUGAGAUCUACUUCCUGCCUGACCAUCCAGAACUGAAAAACAUCCACAAAGUGCUUCAAGACUACCGUAAGCAAACCUCCAAGAGUACAGACAUGCAAACAGCGUUACAGCUCUCCAUGCGGGCCAUCCAGCAUGAGAAUGUGGAUGUGCGCAUCCAUGCCCUCACCAGCCUGAAGGAGAUGAUAUAUAAGAACCAGGAUGCUCUGUUGAAGCUUGUGUUGGACAGUGAAAUGGUAGAGCCGGUGAUCUCUCAGCUAGUGACAGUGUUGCUCCGGGGGUGCCAGGAUGUCAAUCCUGAGGCUAGGCUUUUAUGUGGGGAAUGCCUGGGGGAGUUGGGAGCCAUUGAUCCCGGCCGUCUCGACUUGUCGCCCGCUGACACACAGGGAGCUGGCUUGACUUUUGUGAGUGGGAUUGAUGAUCCAAACUUUGCCUAUGAGCUACUGACAGAAUUGACCAGAACCUUUUUGGCCUAUGCUGAUGAUGUGAGAGCACAAGAUGCUGCAGCAUAUGCCAUGCAGGAGUUGCUAUCACUAUUUGAAUGUCAAGAGGGCAGGACAGACUCACCAGGUCGGAGACUAUGGAGGAGAUUCCCAGAACAGGUUCAGGAAAUCCUUGAACCCCAUCUCAAUACCAGGUAUAAGAGUUCUCAGAAGGUGGUGAACUGGUCUAAGCUAAAAAAGCCGAUAUAUCUCAGCAGCCGUGGAAGCAAAUUCUCUGACUGGUCUGCAACAUGGGCAGGGUAUCUGAUCAGUAAAGUUAGACAUGAGCUUGCUGGCAAGGUUUUUAACUGCUGUAGUUUUAUCAUAAAGCAUGAUUACAAAGUGACCAUCUACCUCCUGCCCCACAUUCUGGUCUAUGUGCUUAUUGGAUGCACACAAGAGGAGCAGCGAGAGGUGACUGAGGAGAUCAAGGCAGUCCUGAAGGAGGGUGACCCGCGGUUAGCUCGACUGCAGGACAAUGCCUCCAGUCUGAGUCAACUCAGCACACAGACUGUCUUCUCCAUGAUGGAUCAUCUCACUCAGUGGUCCCGCCACAAGCUGCAGAGCCUGAGUACCAACAAGAGGUCAGGCAAACAUGCCAGAGAGCAGCCCCAGCAACAGACCACUGGCCCAGAGAACAGUGAAUAUCAGAGUGUGGUAGCCUUUCUAAACAGCAUUCCUCAGGAUGUACUGGCCAAAGCAUCUUUCCGCUCCAGAGCCUACACACGGGCUGUCAUGCACUUUGAGUCCUUUAUACGUGAGAAGAAGCAGAACAUUCAGGACCAUCUUACGUUCCUACAGACUUUGUAUGCGGCCAUGCAUGAGCCAGAUGGCGUGAGGGGUGUGAAUGCUCUAAGGAAAGAAGAGCCAUCUUUGAGAGAGCAGAUCCUUGAGCAUGAAAGUAUUGGACUGCUGCGUGAAUCUACUGCCUGCUAUGACAGAGCUAUCCAACUGGAGCCAGACCAGCUUGUCCAUUACCAUGGUUUUAUGAACUCUAUGCUGGGUCUUGGUCAACUCUCCUCUGUAAUAACCCAGGUCAAUGGAGUUCUGGCAAGCAGGCCUCGAUGGAAGUCAGAUUUGAAUGCUUACCGGGUCGAGGCAGCGUGGAAGCUUUCAAAAUGGGACUUAGUUGAGGACUAUCUUGCCUCUGAUUGUAAGUCCAGCACUUGGGGUGUCAGACUUGGCCAAAUGCUGCUGGCGGCCAAGAAGCAAGAUUCCGAAGGAUUAUAUGAAAAGCUUAAAAUAGCCAGGAAAGAGCAGGUGGUCCCUUUAUCAGCUGCCAGUUUUGAGUGUGGCACCUAUCAGAGAGGAUAUGAGUACCUAGUCAGGCUGCACAUGCUGUGUGAGUUGGAGCAUGCCUUCACUGAGCUGCAGAAAGAUAGCACGGAAGCUGGAGGAUCCAAGAAGCCAGAGCCCAAACUCAAAUGGGACGCCCGCCUACUCAUGACCCAGAACUCAUUCAGAGCCAAGGAGCCAGUCCUAGCUCUGCGAAGAGCUCUGCUAAGCCUUAGCAAGGGGUCUUCAUGUGAGGAGCAUGUUGGGGAGUGCUGGCUGCAGAGUGCUCGUGUGGCCAGGAGAGCUGGCCACCACCAGACAGCCUUCAACGCCCUGCUCAAUGCCGAGAACUCCCACCUGUCUGAACUCUUCAUCGAGAAAGCCAAGUGGCUCUGGUCUAAGGGUGACGUACAUCAGGCUCUGAUAGUCCUGCAGAAAGGUGUACAACAAUGUUUUCCUGAUGAUCAGCCACUCACAGACCCCAAGAGGAUCCAGAUAAAAGGGAAUGCCAUGCUGCUGGUGGGCAGAUACAUGGAGGAGACAGCCAAUUUUGAGAGCAAUGCUAUUAUGAAAACUUAUAAGGAUGUCACCUGUUUGUUACCAGAAUGGGAGGAUGGUAACUUCUACUUGGCCAAGUACUACGACAAGGUGAUGCCAAUGGUCACUGACAACAAACUGGAGAGACAGGGCAACCUCAUUCGUUAUAUUGUCACAUAUUUUGGAAAAGCCUUGCAGUUCGGUAAUCAGUACAUCUAUCAGGCCAUGCCCAGAAUGCUCACCUUAUGGCUGGACUUUGGAGCCAAAGUUUAUGAGUUCGAAAAAGCGGGCCGCUCGGACCGAGCCCAGAUGCGUGCAGAACUUGCCAAAAUCAAUUCUGUGAUUAGCGAACACACCAGCAACCUCUCGCCCUAUCAGUUCCUCACAGCCUUUUCACAGCUGAUCUCACGGAUCUGCCACUCCAACAAUGAGGUCUUUGCUGUUCUGUUGGAAAUAGUGGCCAAAGUUUUCUUAGCUUACCCUCAACAAGCUAUGUGGAUGAUGACUGCAGUAUCAAAGUCCUCCUAUCCUACUCGGAUGAACAGAUGUAAGGAGAUCCUGAAGAAGGCUGUCAGUUUGAAGGAUUCAUUUGGGAAAUUUAUUGGUGAUGCCAACAGAUUAACUGACAAGCUAGUGGAGCUUGGUAAUAAACCGGUGGAUGGCAACAGCAGCACUCUCAGCAUGAGUGUACACUUCAAAAUGUUGAAGAAGCUGGUGGAAGAGCCCACCUUCAGUCAGAUCCUCAUCCCACUGCAGUCUGUCCUUAUACCCACCCUGCCCUCCACUGGAGGAGCCAACCCCAAACAUGAUGCUUUUCCAGGCCACUGGGUCUACCUGGCAGGCUUCGAUGACACAGUGGAGAUCUUGGCAUCUUUGCAGAAACCAAAAAAGAUCUCACUCAAGGGCUCAGAUGGAAAGUUCUACACCAUGAUGUGCAAACCCAAAGAUGACUUGAGGAAAGACUGCAGGCUGAUGGAGUUCAACUGUCUCAUUAAUAAGUCUUUGAGAAAAGAUGCAGAGUCUAGACGAAGGGAUUUGCACAUUCGGACAUAUGCAGUCAUACCUUUGAAUGAAGAGUGUGGCAUAAUAGAGUGGGUUAAAAACACAGCAGGCUUACGUCACAUCCUUACAAAGCUCUAUAAAGAGAAAGGGAUCUAUGUCAGUGGGACAGAGUUGCGGAAGCUGAUUUUGCCCAAAACAGCCUCUUUUCAGGAGAAGCUGAAGUUGCACAAAGAUAUGCUGUGUGCCAGACACCCACCAGUUUUUCAUGAGUGGUUCCUACGGACAUUUCCUGACCCCACAUCUUGGUACAACAGCAGGUCUGCUUACUGUCGCUCUACUGCCGUCAUGUCUAUGGUGGGCUACAUUCUUGGACUGGGUGAUCGCCAUGGAGAGAACAUUUUGUUUGAUUCCCUAACUGGCGAGUGUGUCCAUGUAGAUUUCAACUGUCUCUUCAACAAGGGUGAGACGUUUGAUGUUCCUGAGGUAGUUCCCUUUCGGCUCACUCAGAACAUGGUUGAUGCGAUGGGACCCAUGGGCACAGAGGGUCUGUUCAGACAGGCCUGUGAAGUCACGCUCAGACUCAUGAGGGACCAGAGGGAGCCGCUUAUGAGUGUUUUAAAAACAUUCCUACAUGAUCCUUUGGUCGAGUGGAGUAAACCUGUGAAGGGUACCUCCAAGAAUCAAGUUAAUGAAUCUGGAGAGAUCCUCAAUGAGAAGGCUAAGACCCAUGUUUUGGACAUAGAGCAGCGACUUCAGGGCGUGAUCAAGAACAGGAAUAAAGUGAUGGGUUUGCCUCUGUCCAUUGAGGGGCACGUACACUACCUCAUUCAAGAAGCCACAGAUGAUAACCUCUUGUGCCUGAUGUACCUUGGAUGGGGUCCUUAUCUGUGAUGAACAUGUUUGCACUUAAAAGAUUUAGACCUAAACUUGAACAUAAGCUUUCUGUUUAGUUUUGUACUUUUCCUCACAUGUAGGAGGCUUUGUUUAGGUGAGAUUCUGUUAUGUUUAUGUCAGUGUUAAAUUCCUUGUUCCUUAAAUGAUUACAUUUCAUGUUUUCAUAUUUAAGAGGUAAAUAUUCUUAUGAUACAUGUUGUUUUGAUGCUGUUCCCAGGAAAAAGAAAAUCUCAGAACUAGAAAUGGCUUAUGUCACAGUAAAAAAAUAAACAUUCCUUACCACUAAGUCUUGCAUCCACUAUUGUGUAUCUUUAAAGUGGUGAUGUUAUUUAAAAUGUGCUCUGGUCUUGUCAUUGUACAAUUAUGUUGGUCUUAUUCUGAUUAAUGUUUUCUGCAAUUUUCCCUUACUGUAUGUGUGAGCUUGAGUCUUUGAAUAUUUCACACAGACAUUUCACGAAAGCCCUUAAAGGAAUAUUCCGGGUUCAAUACAAGUUAAACUCAAUUGGCAGCAUUUAUGGCAUAAUAUUGAUUACCACAAAAAUUUAUUUUGACUCAUCCCUCCUAUUCUAAAAAAAAAAAAAAAAAAAAAAAAAAAACCCAUAGUAAGAAAAAAAAAAAAGGUUAUAUUGAGGCACUUACAGCGGAAGCUAAUGGGUAAGAAUUCAUGUAAGCGCUUUUAUAGUUUUACAAGACUCACGUUUCUGCCUUUAGACCCAUCAUAAAUUGGCCCCAUUCUCUUACAU